CCACCUCAUCUCUACAACGACAUCCCCCAUGCCAUCACAAUGGACUCCGCGAUAACAACUGGACUGGAAGACCUCACUCUGGACCAACCACCCAUUUAUCUACUCAAGACACCUUCGCUCCCCUCGGACAGCUACGAGCAAUAUUUCAGCCAAUGCGGCAGCAGUAGCAGUAGCGGCAGCAGCAGCAGCAGCUACAGACCCAUCUUCGUGCCCGUUCUCGAGCACAUCUUCCGAGAUGACGCCCUCCGGAACCUGAAGCGAUCCGCAGAACGCUUUGCUUUCGCAGGAGGAUCCGAAGCCACAGCACGACAACUGGCCACCAACAAUCCCGCCAAAAGAUAUAGCGGCAUAAUUUUCACUUCGCAGCGAGCAGUAGAUGCCUUCGGGACGGUAGUGGCAAAGCUCGAUCCCGCCAAAAAGGCCGCUCUUUUCGAUCAAGAUAUGCCCAUCUAUGUGGUGGGACCUGCGACGAGGAAAGGCGUGGAAGCGUUGGAGUUGCCGUGUCCUGUACUCGGCGAGGAGACGGGUAAUGGUGAUGCGUUGGCGAAGUUUAUUCUCGAGCAUCAGAAUUCUUUGCCGAGUCAUGUGAUAUCGUUGAAUGGAAGGAAAUUGCCGCUGCUGUUUUUGGUUGGUGAACAGCGGAGAGAUAUCAUUCCCAAGACGCUCCAAUCCGAAGAUUUACCCGAGACGCAGCGUAUUCCCGUCACGGAGCUCGUGGUCUAUGAGACUGGAGAAAUGGCGACGUUUGAGGAGGAUUUCACGGAUUUGUUGAAAGUGGCCCAGGCAGCAAAGGUGAAGAAGCAGUGGGUCGUGGUUUUCAGUCCCCAGGGUUGUGAAGCUAUGCUCAACGCUUUAGGCUGGCUCACAGAGGCGGGCAAGUACAGUUCGGGGAAACGAGACGCCAUGUCAGGUUCUGUCAAGACGAGCAUCGCCACCAUUGGUCCUACCACAAGGGACUUUUUGCGGGAGCAGUUCGGCUUCGAGCCUGAUGUGUGUGCUGCAAAACCUACCCCCGAGGGAGUCGGCGAGGGAAUCGCAAAGUAUGAGAGCGCCUGAAAGGAAUAUAUUAUGCGAAACCCAGUUGAGGUGUAGAGAGAGCCGUCGCGUCGAGAGCGCAGUGCGUGGAUUGUACCAGCGUUCAGAUACCCCAGCGAGAUCUUUUGCUAAUAAUUUAAAAACGUGCCACUGGCCUCGAAUCAGAGCUUUAAAAAAAGUACACGAG
Molecule: messenger RNA, 1222 nt
Organism: Sphaerulina musiva SO2202
Lineage: Eukaryota; Fungi; Ascomycota; Dothideomycetes; Mycosphaerellales; Mycosphaerellaceae
Product: tetrapyrrole biosynthesis, uroporphyrinogen III synthase
Exons: 1
Coding region: 40-1056 (338 amino acids)
Biological process (GO): uroporphyrinogen III biosynthetic process
Molecular function (GO): uroporphyrinogen-III synthase activity
Source: RefSeq, a predicted model, not a curated record